Molecule: messenger RNA, 1425 nt
Organism: Salvia hispanica
Lineage: Eukaryota; Viridiplantae; Streptophyta; Magnoliopsida; Lamiales; Lamiaceae
Gene: RAD23A
Product: Rad23 UV excision repair protein family
Biological process (GO): proteasome-mediated ubiquitin-dependent protein catabolic process; nucleotide-excision repair
Cellular component (GO): nucleoplasm; cytosol
Molecular function (GO): damaged DNA binding; proteasome binding; ubiquitin binding
Source: RefSeq, a predicted model, not a curated record
ACUUUUUCAUUCCCUCAAAUCUCAAUUCACUUCUCUCUCCUCUCUCGAUCCAUAGUGUGCUUCUAGGGUUUGUAUAUUUCUCAAUAAUCUAACAUUUUUUCAGAUUAAAAUUGUUCGAAUUCGCCGAUAUGAAGCUCACCGUCAAAACUCUCAAAGGCAGCCACUUUCAAAUUAGCGUCCAUGCUACCGAUACCAUAAUGGCUGUUAAGAAAUGUAUUGAAGAUGUGCAAGGAAAAGAUAAUUAUCCAUGUGGUCAGCAGUUACUGAUUUAUAAUGGGAAAGUGUUGAAAGAUGAAAGUACCUUAGCUGAUAACAAGGUCUCUGAAGAUGGCUUUCUUGUUGUAAUGCUAAGCAAGAGCAAAAGCUUGAGCUCAAGUGCGUCAACAUCUUCUCAGCCUGCUUCCACUGCUGCACCAUCUAGUAAUCAAGCUGCGCCAGUUAGUAAUCCUGCUCCUGCUCCUGUAGCUGAAGCUCAACCAUCUGUACCGGAUCCUAAGAGCACCGGACCAUCUUCUGUUGCUCCGUUAGAAAAUAACCAAUCUGGAUCAUACGAGGAAGCUGCUUCCAGUUUAGUUGCUUCUGAUAAUCUUGACCACACUAUUCAACAAAUCAUUGAUAUGGGUGGUGGUAGUUGGGACAAAGAGACAGUGAGACGUGCUCUUCGAGCCGCAUACAAUAAUCCAGAGCGAGCUGUCGAUUACUUAUAUUCGGGAAUCCCUGAGAGCACAGAAGUCGAUGUUCCAUUGGCUCAACCUCCAGUAGAUUUGAUAGAUGCAACUGGUCCACCAGCUUUAGGAGGACCAAACUCGUCUCCAUUGAAUUUGUUUCCUCAGGAGGCUAUUGCUGGUGCUGGAUCCCUUGGUUUCCUCAGGAACAACCAGCAGUUUCAAGCACUGCGUUCACUAGUUCAAGCUAAUCCACAAAUUCUACAGCCCAUGCUUCAGGAGCUGGGAAAGCAAAACCCUUCACUCUUGAGACUCAUACAAGAAAACCAUCAGGAGUUCCUCCAAUUAAUUAAUGAACCUGUUGAUGGUUCUGAAGGGGAUAUAUUCGAUCAAGCUGACCAGGACCAGGACAUGCCACACGCUGUCAGUGUCACACCUGCCGAACAGGAGGCAAUCGAAAGAAUGGAAGCCAUGGGAUUCGAUAGAGCUCUUGUGAUCGAGGCAUUUUUAGCUUGUGACCGCAACGAAGAACUAGCAGUGAACUACUUGUUGGAAAACGCUGGAGAUUUUGAAGAUUGAAGGCGCUGACAGGUUUAGAUUGAAGAUUUUUUUUUAAGUUAACCACAACACGGUUGAAAGAAUUUUUCCUUGUUAUAGUCGCAACAUUUUGAGAGAUAUACUACAUAUGUUUGGUGUUGGUUGAGGGUGUGGAUUGACAAUUUAUUAAUAAUGCUGAUCAACUAAAGCUUGUUUGCUUGCU